CACAAAAGUGAGGCGUCCCUUUGCUAUUCUCUUUCGCAUUUAAGCUCGAUAUCUUUGCGUCUUUGAUAUACCUUAUGCGCGCCUCAUCCAAUAUCGUAAGAACCUGAAAGGAUGGAGCCCGACUUCACGGACCCAAGCCACGAAUGGUGGGCUCAGCCAUCGGACGGCUGCUUGGUUCCACUGGUGCUUCAGUGCGGCCAACAGCCGGACCUUCUGCCCGAGACUUCAAGAUGGUCGCGUCUGGGGAAGUCAUCGUCUCGAAUCUCACCAUUGUUACGCGUCUCGUACUGGGCCGGCUCAUCUUUGUUUGUUCCUGGCACAAGAGAGUACAACGUCAGCCUGUUCACACUAGCAGUAACGGCGCUGAAGCUGCUCGUGACUUGGCCGGUUCUGUGCAUGCUGGUCUGCUGGGCGGGUAAUCUUGGUACGACGACACAGCAGCUUGUCGAUGCUCGCAACAAAAAGGACUCACGUUACGAUAACGUAUGCGUUCUCUCAAGGGAGGGAAGUGGUCAGAAGAGACCGCUCUCAAAUCGGCAUGCGAUAGAGCAGGAUGUCAUCCUUUCUGGUUCCCUGCAAGAAGCAAGGGCCCCGCCGUUUGAGCAGCAAUACACCGACAAUAUCAGGUUGAGCGGGUCUUUGCCGCCAUCAGGGCCGCAUGUCGAUAACUCGCCGACCUCUCUUCGUCCACGAUAUCUAUGCUUUGUUAAGGACUUUGAACAAGGCAUAUACGAGACAGUCAAGGUUUCUGACUACCUCGAGCAGCAUGGAGAUGACGUAGACUUAGAGUUUGUCUUCGUCUCAUACACCAGGCUCCAGUUCAGGGUAGCUACUGAGGAGGAGCUCAACAAGCACGACUACCCAGACGAGGCCAUUAGGGACGCUAACAAAGAAGUCGCACGACAGGAUCGAGAGAUAUUGGCCAAGUGGGGCAUGGAUGCUGCGAAAAGGGUGGGGAAGAGGGCAUUUUGGCUCGACUUCGAGUGUGUUAGGAACGACGACGGCAUCGCACGAUCAACGAGCAGCAGUCAGGACGUCUACCGAAUUUGCGACAUUGUUCGCGCGGCACACUCCAUGAUCAUUGCCAUCGGACCACCCGCCAACGAUAAGGUCGCCUCAAUUCUUGCUGGUUCUGAGCCCCCUGAGUACAGGCGUGAGAACGUCACGCCAUGGCUGCGACAGUGGGGAUCGCGCCUAUGGACGCUGCCGGAGCUUCUACUUUGCCCAGCAGAAUAUCGUAUACGACUCUAUGUCCUCGGAUACCCUGCGGAACCCAAAGAACUGGCGAAACGCAACUUCGCUGAGCGGGCGUGGGACGAUGCUGAGGCUGUGAAGGAACUUGUGGAUCAUUUCGAAGGAUCCGCGAUUCUUACCGACCUCCGACUCAUCGAAGCUGCGCUCGCUUGUUUCUCGAGGCGUCAGACGGAUCAGUUCAACAAGGGAGACAUCGCGUAUGCAACAAUGGGUCUCUUCCCCAACCGUCAUCGACCUCCAGUGAACAAAGAAGACUCCGGGUUCCAAGCCUUUGCCAAGCUCUCCAUUGCUAAUGACAGCGGAGCCUUUCUCAGCAGGUUGAUAUCUCUCUCUCCGCCAGAUGGGGCUCCAUGGCACCAGGUAGAGGAUACCUGGGGUGCCCGGCUCAGCGAGAUCUUCCCAAGCGUCAGCAUAUCAGGCGUGGUCGGCGCUGACACAGUCAUGCUGGACAAGGUAUACGGUGCGACAAUUCAUUGGGACAACCUCGAGCCAGAGCCUUAUUUCGAUCGGGGCUUCGGGAUGCGUUAUCUCGUCUUCGUUGGCUUCUCAUACGGCGCAUGUUUCUCCGUCCCAAUGGCGUUCUCUCUCUUCACAGGCAUUGCCAAUAUCGUGCUCUCGGACUUUAUGCGAUUAUCGAUAUGGCAGGUCUAUAUGUGGCUCCUGCCUCUUGCCGUGGUUUUUGCUUUAUUGUUCCCAAUAGUGUUGAUCUCAACGCGAGGCAGAGUCAAACAGCCAGCCAAGUCCCGGCUCAUCGGCAUAGAGGGCAUUGUCGACUCUGCGAGCAUUGAGAAGCACCUUUGGGGGUUUAAUCAUGGCAAUCUCACCGCUACGAAUCCGCAGCACUACACUGAUGAAGCUGACCUCCGAGCUCGUUCAGCGUCAAGCCAGUCCUCCGGACCUUCUGUUGGAAGUGGCAGUUUCGCUUUCACCCUGGUGGAUACAUACUUGAUGACGGUCACACAUUUUCAAUGCCAUCUGCCCCCGGUCGCCAUCUUCGAAUGCGGUUCCGAAGGCGGUCUCCAGCGGACUCUUCUCUGCUCUUACGACGCUCGGACAAACACUUUCCACAGGCAAGCUGUCUUAAGAGUGAAUCGUCGGGGGGUCGAGCAGCUGCACCGGAUUGAUCGGAUUCGGCUAUCACUGGCACCCCACCCUCGACACAACGAGCAGACCCCUAGCACCAUACACGAUAUGCCGUCAACAUCUUUCCCUAGUGACGAUCUAGAACCCACACGAGUGCAGAACAGCGCUGCUAAGACUACGAGUCUUGUCAAUGGUUCCCGCACAUGGAAGGUGGAGUUUCUAUUCUUCGCACUAUGCCUUGCCGGAUGGAGCACACUUGGCCCAUCUUCCACUAAGGCAUCCAUCUUUCAUGUGUCUUUCCUCCUGGGCCAACUGCCAGGCUUCAUCCUGCUGCAGUAUUUGCCACUUAGCCAUGUCACCAUCUGCACUUUUGCAGCGAACAGUACUUACUCAGGAGUCUUCAUUUCUCUCCUCCCCAAGUCAGAAGCUAAUUCUUGAACAGUUCUGACUAGCAUUGCGCGAAGCGGGGGGCUGUUUCACGGUACCGCCGUGCUGCUUUCUAUUAUUCACGGUGUUCUCAAAGGUUGCCUCGCGGUGACGCUCGUCAAGUACAUGAUAUCAUGGUACCCCAUCAAGGAGUUGCCGCUGCGCUUCCUCUUCUGGAA
Messenger RNA from Colletotrichum godetiae, 2942 nucleotides. RefSeq lists its product as uncharacterized. The record is from RefSeq and is a predicted model, not a curated record. The transcript is spliced from 3 exons. The coding region runs from base 112 to 2775 and encodes 887 amino acids. Lineage: Eukaryota; Fungi; Ascomycota; Sordariomycetes; Glomerellales; Glomerellaceae.